Molecule: messenger RNA, 5654 nt
Organism: Polypterus senegalus (gray bichir)
Lineage: Eukaryota; Metazoa; Chordata; Cladistia; Polypteriformes; Polypteridae
Product: E3 ubiquitin/ISG15 ligase TRIM25-like
Exons: 6
Coding region: 34-1710 (558 amino acids)
Molecular function (GO): protein binding; zinc ion binding
Source: RefSeq, a predicted model, not a curated record
GAUUCUCUCUGACUGUUUCUCCUCAGAUUGACGAUGGCAGAAACCCUGCUGUGUAGUUUACAGGAUGAGUUCACCUGCUCACUGUGUGUGGACACCCUGACUGACCCCGUCACCAUCCCCUGUGGUCACAAUUUCUGUCUGAAGUGCCUCACUGACUGCUGGGAUGAGAGCCAAGAGUGCUGCUGUCCUCAGUGCAGACACACCUUCACCACAAGGCCUGAGCUAAACAGAAACACUUUGCUGAAUGAAGUCAUCAGUAAAUUAAAGAAGACAACAAUCAAUCCUCCAUCAUCUCAGAAUUAUGCUGGCCCUGAAGAUGUGGAGUGUGACUUCUGCGCCAGAAAGAAGUUCAGAGCUGUGAAGUCCUGUCUGACCUGUUUGGCCUCCUACUGUCAGACUCACCUGCAGUCUCACUAUGAAGGAGAUGCCCUGAAGCACCACAAGCUGACUGAUCCUGAUGGAAAUCUAAAGGAGAAACUUUGUGGAAAACAUCAGAAAAGUCUGGAAAUAUUUUGCAAAACUGAUGAGACCUGCAUCUGCAUGAUGUGUGUGGUGACUGGACACAACAGCCAUAAAAUGGUGGAGCUGGAAAUGGAAAGAGAAGAAAAAAAUAAACAGCUGGUGGUGACACUGAGUGAAAUCAGGAGGAGACUUGAGGAGAGAAAGAAGAUACUAGAGGAGACAAAGAAAGCGGUGGAACAGAUGAAGAUCUUAGUUGAAAAAGAAGUGGAGGAACACGAGAAGAGCUUCACCGUUCUGAUUCACUGCAUUGAAGAAACCCGCAGGAAAGUAACAGAGAGGAUAAGGGAACAGGAGAUGAGAGAAAUGGAGGAGGCUGAAAGAAUCAUGGAGCAACUGGAGAAGGAGAUCGUGGAGCUGAAAAAGAAAGAUGCUGAGUUGAAGGAGCUUUCGGAAACCAAGGACCAUGUCCACUUCCUGCAGACUUUCUCAUCUCACUGUGUCCUUCCUGCUGAUGCAGACUUGCUCAGCUUUACUGUUACUGCAAAUUUCUCUUAUGAGGACCUGAGAAAGGAGCUGUUAUGUCUGAAAAAGAGUCUGGAGAAGAUCAGCCAGGGAGGCAUCAUGACAUUGACUCCUUCAGGAAGUGAAUCCCCGAUUUUUGCCCUACUGUCUCCUGAACCUCAGAGCAGGGAGGAGUUUUUACAAUACUUCUGUCCACUCACACUGGACAUCAACACGGCACACAGACUCCUCCGUCUGUCUGAAGGGAACAAGAAGGCGAGACGUGAAAGGAGAGUGAUCAGAUACUCUGAUUAUCCUGACAGAUUUGACUGGUUUACCCAAGUUCUGUGCAGAGAGGCUCUGACUGGGACUCGUUAUUACUGGGAGGUGGAGUGCAGUGGAGACUGUGUGCUGAUAGGAGUCGCAUAUAAAGGACUGAGCAGAAAAGGAAAGGUCGACGAGUCCAGGCUUGGAUUCAAUGACAAGUCUUGGAGUUUGUGGUGGUCUAAUUCCUUUUACCUUGCAUGUCACAAAAAGAAAAUGACAGUUAUCAUGACCCCUUUUAGCCCUAGAAGAGGUGUGUACCUGGACAGCCUUGCUGGCACUCUGUCAUUUUAUAGUGUCUUAGACAAAAUGACCCUCCUGCACAGGUUCAACACCUCCUACACUGAGCCACUCUAUCCAGGGUUUUAUAUUGGUCCUGAUUGCAGUGUAGCAAUCUGCCAUCUGAUGCCAUCUGACAACUAAGCAGUACCCUCCACAAGUCACUUGAUAUCUCAACAAGCGCAGGUCAUCUUUGUGUUUACAGUUUUGUGUAAAAAUUAAUUUUACAGGAUGGGUGGAGGAGGGAGGCACCUCUGAGCGUACGUCUGGAGAUCAGAAUACAGGGUGAGUGCAGCUAUCAGUGUCUCAGUUUUUAUUGGGUUUGAGUAGCCAAUCAGGCGUGUGUAUAUUAUAGUGAGGGGAGGUGACACCUCCAACCUACAAAUACCAAUCUGCUCAGCAGGUCACACUGUUGAUUCACAGCUACAUAUGCUUCAGGCUUAUACCCCAGCAACUGCUGUGGACCCUGACAAUCAUUGAUAGUCACCUGUUAAGGAGGACAGGCAUACGAGCAUGCUGGAGCAGCACUACUGAAAGAUGCUGUAUUGACUAAGUAUAAAUAACCAUUGACCAACUAACUCAAUAUAGAAGCACAGAGUGACAAAAGUGACUAGAGUGCUAGAGCGGUGUCCUCUCACCAGGCUUUUUGUGUCUCUCAAUUUCUCAUUCAAGGGAUUCGUCAGCUCUGUAUUAAUUCACUGUGAAUGUCUAAAGAUGAGGGCUCACUGAUUACUUAGACGUUUGGGGUUUUGCUGAAGCACUUGAUGUCACAUGGUUAUUAAACUGCACCUCCUCAUUCCUACUUUCAGAUUUGUCACUGUCACUCAAACUCAAGUAGAUGAGUCACCUAACUGACUUUAUCAUCUCUAUCAACAUUUAAAGUGGCAAUCAGAUUUGAUCCUUGUGAACACUUUUAUUUUUCUGUUGACACACAGAUUCCCAGAAUUAAAUUAUAAUUCCUUCAGGACCACUGAAGAAGCAGCAUGUUACCUGACAUCCUUCUAUGUUAAGGGGCUCAUGAAAACGUAGGAUGGCAGCCCUUCUAUUCUGCAUUACAUUCCUCACAAGCAGGUGAUGACUGUGAGUUCUAAGUCUGUCAUCUUCAAGGAGCCUGAGGAGUUAAAAGAAACAGGAGAGAAUGUGAAUAAAGAGUGAGGGGUGAGGGUGAUAAAGAAAAGUGUUAGGGCGCUAAAGGGAGAGAUGAACAACUUUGAGAGACAGAGUAAAUCAGGUGAGCAUGCCACUUAUAUUUCUCUACUGUAUGACUUAGAUAAAUAAAGAACUAUGUUUGCCCCACCUGUCUGAUUUUCUCCUCUUUGACUCAGCAAACAGUAAUAGCUGUCCUGUGAUCUAGGAUUUUAUUCCUAGUUCAUCAAAUCUGUAUCAUUAGGCACGGCUGAAGUCUGAUAUUUUAAACACUCAGUCAUCCGACAGGCUGAUAUACAAUGAAUUUUUCACUGCUGACCUAAACCCCACUGCCCUGUUCUCUCUGCUGUUAUUUUACCUUGGCCAUUGCUUCAGUCUGCACUGUCUGAUCUCAUGAAGCCACUUGUCUGUUAUUACUCAUUUUCACAUCACAGCUACACAUUGACAGUUGUUCAGAAUUUUACAGGCCAUCUGCAUCUCUGGCUUGGCCAAGGUUAUCUCCUGCUUCAGUUAGUGGCUCUUAGAUAUCAGGAAUAGUGAACAGACCAUUGUAAAAACGGAAAUGUCAAUGAGAGUUGUGGACAGGAGAGAUGGUGGACAUAUUUAGCUCAGAAUCUCAUUUAAAAUUCAAUGAGCACACUGGACAUAUUCUCAGUCACUAAUUAUUGACUCCAUGUCAGCACCUGUGGCCCUUAUCACUUUGACUAGCUCUCCUGUUACCCUUAUGUUACGAACAUGAAAGUAGAAAGUGUAUGGAGACUUUAACAAGAGGACUGAGUGGUUGUACUGGACUACAGCAGCUCCCUUCAGUGGACACUCGCAUUGUGUUUCACAUAUGGGAAAGGUCAGUGGUGAAAGUGGAUAAAAAAUACACAAUGCUUUAUAAUGCAAAUAAGAAUAAAACAUAAACACAACAAAGAAAUAUCUGAAGAGAAGUGAUUCAAUAUUAUGUCUAACCUAAAGUAAUUGUUAACUUUAGUAAGAACAUAAGAGGUUAAAGUGAUUAUAGUCACAUGACUUUCAGAGCUGAUCUGCCUGUAGCCAAACUUUUCCCCUAUUGGCCACUUUCCAGUUUACAUGCACGGGAAAUCUCAGGAGUGAAGUUUCUGGUGAGAUCAAACAAAUAUUGUUCAAACAUUCUUAACAUUGGCAUUACCACUGCACUGUCUACAACUGCCUCGAAGAGUCGGUAAAAUUUAAGAGUUAGGGCUGGGAGAAUGAGAUGUCAUCAAAUAACAUGGUGCAUUCAUAACCCAAUAUCCUUUUGUUAAACCCAUAACACUAAUUAGAAAGUUUAAAGUUGUUACUCAGAAGGAUAAAACAGAUACAGCAGGAAGGACACACUCAGUGUAGUGCAGCAUCAAACAGUUUUAUCCAAAUUUCAGACAACACAUAAGUAGAUGAGUAGACCUUUAUGCUGUUGCUUUUGAUGACAUAACAAGCACAUCUCUGAGUAUGAUCUCCAUGGAAACCCAGUGAUGGGAAUGGCACUGUUAGUAACAAAACAAACAUAACAUCACAGCAAAAAUAUUUUAAGUUUUAACUGACACAUUCCACAUCAUGUUUGGAUUCUAAAUUCAAACUAAAUACAUAGUCACCAAAAGUUCUGAAAUUCCUAUAAAAUAUGAAUGAAUACAAGCAAUCCCAUCAACCUUUAAGGACAGUCAUUUGUAGUUGGGUUUUACAUAUGGUAAAAUAAUAUAUUUAAUAAAUCUCUCUAUAAUGUUCCAGAUAUUACAUUCACAGUGACAAAUGAUCUAAUAAUGCUCUAAAGUCUGUAAAGCAGACUCAAAUAAAUUUUAUUAUUUUGAAGAAAAUAAUGUUUGUAAUAACAGAUAAGAUGAUAUUUCAUGAAUAUUUUAUUUUUAAAUUUGCAAUAGUGAAAUAGAUGAUUUUGGCAGUCUAAGUCCGAGUCUACAUGCUCAUGUUCUGCUGUGAGUGUGCGUGUCCACGUGCGUCCAGUGUGACACAUGUGCAGACAGUCGAGUGUGUUGAGAUGGGCGGUCUCUGUGACCCCGCCCCCUCUACAGCUGCUAAUAAAGAAUGACAUUGAACUUCAUUAUUUAUAAGCGCCACGUUUGCUAAUUACACACCUAUUAAUACACAUCACUAUUUAUUACACUUGUUUAAGUUGCAUGUAAAUGUACUUUUCCAAGUGACAGAUGCCUGCAUUCAGUACGUAAUCCUGGUGUGAUUUAAGGGCCACUACCUUGACAUCCUGUCUCACUUCUGAUAAAGUUUCUGUAGAAAGAGCCUUAUGUCAGGAUUUCUGUUAUUAUUCUUCCUUUUCUAGGUAUGUAAAUUGUUAAUGUAGUAAUUAAAUAAACAGAGUAUGUUUCAACACAGCUUCUUUAUGUCUGAAUCAAUAAUGUAAUAAUGCAAAAAUGCUAGAUGAGCUCUUUAGUGUGAAAAGCAUAAGAUACAUUCUUGAUAUAUACUUGUUCAUUAGUGCUUGUUGUGCUGCACAUUCAAUGUCACAUUAAUUCUGUAGUAUUUAUUCUUAGUUUAAUUUGUCAUAAGUACAUCAAAAUAUAUGCUAUAUUUCUGUUACUUUAUUUGUACUGUAUCUGGUUAAAGUGAUUGAUGCUGGAAUACAGCACAGUGCAUUGAAAUGACACAAUAGUACAGUAAGAUUAGCAAUAGUUAAUUGUGGUUGAGUUACCUGUAAUUGUUUUUGUAAUUGUGUUUACUGUUUGAAAUGUGAUUUAUUGUGCAAAGUAUAAAAAAAGAACUCAUAGUAAUUAUAUUAAGGUGUAAAGUAACAAGUAGUAUACCUUUGUCUCUGUUUAAAAUAUCACCAGCCUCCACUGAUUAAUCCGCAAGAGAGGAUGCCUUCAAUGUAAAUUCCCUCUGUACAUUAGUUAGUUCAAUUGUCUUACAGGUACUGUAAAAUCCUUUGUAAAUUGGUUCAUCAUGGUUUGUUUGAAUAAAAUUGAAAAAAA